Molecule: messenger RNA, 795 nt
Organism: Lathyrus oleraceus (garden pea)
Lineage: Eukaryota; Viridiplantae; Streptophyta; Magnoliopsida; Fabales; Fabaceae
Product: cytochrome P450 CYP736A12-like
Exons: 1
Coding region: 77-628 (183 amino acids)
Molecular function (GO): monooxygenase activity; iron ion binding; oxidoreductase activity, acting on paired donors, with incorporation or reduction of molecular oxygen
Source: RefSeq, a predicted model, not a curated record
GAUAGCAGCGGGAAUCGAUACAUCUGCAUCUGUAAUUGAGUGGGCGUUAUCUGAACUUUUAAGGAAUCCAAGAAUAAUGAAAAAACUUCAAGAUGAGAUACAAAAUGAGAUAGGACAUAUGAGAAUGGUUGAAGAGAAAGAUUUGAAGAAUUUAAGUUACUUAGAUAUGGUUGUUGAUGAGAUAUUAAGACUUUAUCUGGUUGGACCCUUACUAAUCCCUCGUGAAUGUAGAGAGAAUAUAAUAAUUGAUGGUUAUUUUAUAAAGGAAAAGACACGAGUUAUAGUAAAUGCAUGGGCAAUAGGGAGAGAUCAUGAUGUUUGGUCACAAAAUGCUGAAGAGUUUUAUCCCGAAAGAUUUAUCAAAAAGAAAAUGAAUUUUCAUGGACAAGAGAUGGAGUGUAUAUCAUUUGGUUCUGGUCGGAGACGUUGUCCUGGGAUUCAUUUGGGUUUGAUUACGGUAAAAUUGAUUUUAGCUCAAUUGGUGCACUGUUUUAGUUGGAAACUUCCACAUAGUAUUACUCCUUCAAAUUUGAACAUGGAAGAGAAAUUUGGACUCACUAUACCUAGAGCUCAACACUUGCACGCAAUACCGAGUUAUCGUCUAGCAUGUGAUGACAAAUUUGAAUAGUUUUAAGGAGGACAAUCAUAUAUCAUCAUGAGAGAAAUUGUGUAAUACUAUAGAUUGUUUUACAAUAAAUUAAUGAAUACUGUUUGUUCUUUGUGCUGCAACAAUCAAAGGUUGAUUGUAUUUUGGCUAAAUAAUUUUAUAUUCAUGUGGACUUUAGCCAAUUUUUC